This is a messenger RNA of Cyphellophora attinorum, 1605 nucleotides long. RefSeq names its product putative amino-acid permease. Gene Ontology annotation, biological process: transmembrane transport. Gene Ontology annotation, molecular function: transmembrane transporter activity. The transcript has 3 exons. NCBI's taxonomy places the organism in Eukaryota, Fungi, Ascomycota, Eurotiomycetes, Chaetothyriales, Cyphellophoraceae. Gene Ontology annotation, cellular component: membrane. The record is from RefSeq and is a predicted model, not a curated record. Bases 1 to 1605 code for a protein of 534 amino acids.
AUGGACGAGACAAAGACGGAGAAGGCAGGCUUUGAGCCGCCAACAGUCUCACGCGAUGCCGAAGAUGUCUUCAGAACACCCGGAAGCGGUCACGACAAGGAGAAUGAUAUCAGCGACAUGAAGCGGCUAGGAAAGGCUCAGGAAUGGAAUCGCAACUUUUCAUACAUCUCAACACUUGGCUUCAUCUCGGUCUACAUGGCGACCUGGGAGAUCCUGAUACUUGUGUUGAGCUCUGGUCUGUACGCUGGAGGCUUCGCAGGUCUCUUGUGGAGCUUCUUCGGCACGUGUAUCCUAUAUGCACCUGUGGUAUUGUCGUUGGCGGAAAUGGAAAGUAUGGCACCUACUAGUGGUGGGCAAUACCAUUGGGUAAGCGAGUUCGCUCCUGCAAACUGCCAGAAGAUCUUAAGCUACGCUUCCGGCUGGAUGUCAACCUUGGCAUGGCUCGCCAGUCAAACAUCCGGACCAUUCUUGACCAUGACCAUAAUCCAGGUCAUAAUAAAUGUCGAACGGCCAGACUACACUUUUACGGACUGGCAGUAUACACUUGCUUGCAUAGCCUUUAUCGCUUCCACGAUAUUCUUCAACACAUGGGCAGCUCGCGCGCUACCACUGCUUGAGGCUGGAGCAUUCUGGGUCCAUAUUCUCGGCUUCGUUGUUGUCAUUAUCCCUCUGUGGGUGCUAGCACCAAAGAACUCCGCCAAAGAUGUGUUCACUCAGUUCGUUAAUGAGAGUGGCUACUCAAGCGUUGGCACAGCGGUCCUGCUCAAUCAAGUCAACUCGCUUUACUGUAUUCUUGGAUCCGACACAGCGGUUCACAUCUCGGAAGAGGUUGAAGAUGCUGGGCUGGUCGUGCCGCGCUGCAUGUGGUGGAGUUAUGUCGUCAACUUCAUCAUUGCUCUUGUCACCUGCAUUACCAUGCUGUUCUGCUUUGGUCCUCUAGACGACGCCAUCAAUGCCGACGUUCCAUACCUCCAGCUCUUCCUCAACAUGAACAACGCGGGUGUGGCCAUCUUCCUGCUGGUGAUCCUGUUGAUCCUGAUCUACAUCGGAAACAUCACACUGCUCGCCACUGUCAGUCGAGAGACAUGGGCGUUCGCUCGCGAUAAAGGAUUCCCGUUCAGCAAUUGGAUCAGCAAGAUGGAUCGCAAGCAUUCUAUCCCCUUCAACAGCGUUUACCUCACAUCAGCACUUUCGGCACUGCUUUGCCUCAUCAAUCUUGGAUCGUCGUUGGCUUUCACCAUCAUUGUUUCGCUGUCCUUGCUGGCCCUGUUGUCGACUUACACGAUUUCAAUCGGUUGCAUCCUGCUCAAGCGGAUACGCGGUCAACCUCUAGCCCCGGCGCGCUGGAGUCUUGGGAGAUGGGGCCUAUUCGUCAAUGCUUGGAGCUUCAUCUAUUGCUGCUGGGCAAUGGUGUGGUGUGCAAUGCCAACCGGUCUGCCUGUGACGCCAGCGGACGCAAACUGGGGCCCGGCGCUGUGGGCUGGCGUAUGCCUUCUUGCUACUGUCAUAUACGUUUUCCAUGGGAGGAAGCAUUACACGCCACCAGUCAUAUUCGUGGAGGGCAGGAGAUUAGAUGACACAAUGGUUCAGAGUACGGCCAAGUAG